Molecule: messenger RNA, 1134 nt
Organism: Thyridium curvatum
Lineage: Eukaryota; Fungi; Ascomycota; Sordariomycetes; Thyridiales; Thyridiaceae
Exons: 4
Coding region: 1-1134 (377 amino acids)
Source: RefSeq, a predicted model, not a curated record
AUGUCCGCGCUGUCCAGAGACGUUGAAAAGGGAGCUUGUCCCCAGAUUCGCGCCGUCCUUGGCGCUGCUCUCGCUUUCUCCCGACUAGGAUCCAGGAUGAAGUCUCAGGCUGCAGUGCUUGGCCUAGCUGCCCUUGCCGGCGUGUGCCGUGCAGAGAGGACCCCCGGCUGCAAUGCUGACAACUGCCUUCGCGCCCUUCGCAAUACGCACCGCCCGGGAGUCGCAGACUGCUCCGAGUACCUCAAGGUCGUUGUCACGCCUUCUCCAGUAACUCUCACGCAAGUCGUCACUGCCUCCACUACACCUACGGUCCAGGUGUUUGUGACCGACACCGCAACUCUGCACCAGUCCCUGACGUCCUUCACGACCGUCACGACCCAGGUUGCUCCCACCGUGGUCCCUGGGAAGCGUGACCUCGAGCUCCCUGCCUACGCGUCGCCCUGUUCCGGUGCCGUCCGCUAUAGCAGCGCUUGCUCCUGCCUGGGCGUGUCUGCUUGGACUUACACGGCAGCGAUCCCUACGUCCACGCAGACUGUCACCCAGCUCGUGACGCCGACCAUCGCGACCCAGAUCAUCACUGCCGCGACCGAGACAACCACCGCCACGGACAAUAUCUUGGCCACCACCACCAAGACCGUCGAGACCAUCCCAAGCCCAACCCCUUUCUGGGGACCCUACCUCCUCCAAGCCUACCAGGCCGCUGCUCCCUUGACUGACACUUACGUCCGGGCCGAGCUGGAUGGUCGUGUCAAUGGCGGUGCCGAGUACGUACCUGCCAGCCAGUUCCGGGCCUCCGCGGACGGCUAUCUGUCCGUCCAGCUGAAGAACCUGUGGCUCUUCUACGACGCCAACGUGGCCGGCGGCUACUCCCUCUUGUCUGCGCAUGUCUGGGAGGCUGGCAUCGCAGCAGGUCUGACCCCGCUCCGGACGACAAACUCUGACCUGAGCAACAACGCGGCCCAGCACCUGCUCAAGCCCGACACACAGUAUGGUUUCGAGCGCAUCGAGGCCUGCGAGGGAUCGGACAAGCCCUUGGCCAUCUUUAGGCAAGGCUCAACCGAGAAUUGUGGCAUGGCCCUUACUUUCAACAUGGUUCUGGACUCUGGGUACCACACGCGUCGCAGAGCCUUGUAG